AUGUCUUGGCGGCGCUUUGACCUCAAUUCUAAGGGCGUGGAUGGCAUCCAGGAGCGCACCAUUGGCGGUGGCUUGGUGACGUUAGUGAGCUGCAUGGUCGUAGCUUUUCUGUUGCUGUCUGAGCUCUCUGUUUGGUGGACUGUGAGCGUCACGCACCACAUGCACGUAGACACCGCCCCUCAAGACGAUCCAAUUACAGUCGAAGUGGAUAUUACAUUUCUUCAUGAAACCUGCAAUGACGUAGCACUGGACGUGAGUGAUGCCAAGAGCAACAAGGACGUGCUGCUAAAACAAGAUAUCCAAGAACAACCAGUUGGAGAGAAUGGGUGCAGACUUUACGGGACAGUGCAAGUGCAAAAGGUUGCAGCUGAUUUGAGCUUUGCUCAUGAAGGUUCGAUCACGAUGUUUUCGUUCUUUGACUUUCUCAAUUUCAACUCGUCCCACGUGAUCAAUCACCUGCGGUUUGGGCCGCAGAUUCCAGAUAUGGAAACACCAUUGAUUGACGUCAAAAAGAUUGUGACGAAUAACUUGGUAGCGUACAAAUAUUUUGUGAGUGUUGUGCCUACACGCUACAUCUAUCUGAACGGUACAUCAGUGACGACGUUCCAGUACUCAGUGACGGAACACGAGACGACCACUCGCGGAGCUAAUGGCCAAAUGUCGUUCCCGGGUGUGAUAUUUUCGUACGAGUUCUCGCCCAUUGCAGUGGAAUACGUUGAAUCCAAGCCGUCACUGUUGUACUUCUUGACCAGUACAAGUGCCAUCGUAGGUGGCGUUUUUGCUGUUGCGCGCAUGAUCGAUGGCGCUAUCUACAGCGUCUCCAGGAAAAUCGAUUAG
Messenger RNA from Peronospora farinosa, 837 nucleotides. NCBI's taxonomy places the organism in Eukaryota, Oomycota, Peronosporomycetes, Peronosporales, Peronosporaceae. The record is from the annotation of a GenBank genome assembly.